This is a messenger RNA of Dunckerocampus dactyliophorus (ringed pipefish), 3309 nucleotides long. RefSeq names its product zinc finger protein 217 (gene znf217). The record is from RefSeq and is a predicted model, not a curated record. Bases 307 to 2973 code for a protein of 888 amino acids. Gene Ontology annotation, molecular function: RNA polymerase II cis-regulatory region sequence-specific DNA binding; DNA-binding transcription factor activity, RNA polymerase II-specific. Gene Ontology annotation, biological process: regulation of DNA-templated transcription. Lineage: Eukaryota; Metazoa; Chordata; Actinopteri; Syngnathiformes; Syngnathidae. The transcript is spliced from 5 exons. Gene Ontology annotation, cellular component: nucleus.
GCCGUGAACGCGCCUCCUCAUCUUCUUUGCUCAACAGCUGCACCGGCAGCACGCUAACUAACAAAACUAACUAACCACACACGACUAGAUAGCCACUAACCAAGACUACUAACAUGGCUGACGUGCGACAGCAGCGUCAACCCUAGCAAAACCCACAAGAAAGACAAAACCGGAAACGUCAAAAAGUCUUCUGCUUUAAAACAAACAACACACAAAACAUGUUAACGGUUAAGUCGUUGUCGUUUGGACCCUGAACGCACCACCAGGACGCCUUCAAGUUGGCAUCACCUUCACGAGCAUCCCAGCAUGCCGACUGACUCUCUUCUGCCAUUCCUGGAGAGUCCCGACGGACUGGCCCAAGACAGCUUGACUAGCAACAGCGCCAACAUCCCGGGACCCGGCUCCAGCAUGACUCCUCACGGCAACUACCUCCUCAAAGCCAACGAGCCGCCAUCUUGUAUGUUCUGCGACAAGACCUUCACUCACCAGGAUGAGGUGGGCCCCCACGUCCUGACACAGCACCCCACCACCUUCUUCGAGCCGGCCGUGCUCAGGAUUGAAGCAGAAUUUAGGAUCCCGGGUCAGAGGGCGCGGCCCAAAGCGGGCAGCACAGCGCCGGAAAAAGAGGAGGUGCACAGCUGCGUGGUGUGCGGCCAGGUGUGGCAGGACGCUGGUGAGCUGGAGAACCACCUGAGGAAACACAAGGACUACUUCACGUACUGCUGCAAUGUGUGCGGGCGGCGCUUCAAGGAGCCCUGGUUCCUCAAGAACCACAUGAAGAUGCAUGGCAAGACCGGAACCAAGAACAAGGCCCUGCAGGACCAGGAGAACCCGGUCACGGUCAACGGCGUAGUCCAAGAGGCCGCGUCAGAGCCCGUGGUCACCGCCUACAAGAUGUGCAUGGUUUGCGGGUUUUUCUUCCCGGACCAUGAGAGCCUUGUGGAACACAGUCAAGUCCACAAUCGAGAGCUGGAGCCCGGCAAAGAUGAAGACUCAGACAAAGAAUUUGUGAACCAGAACAGUUUUCUCCACAGUCUUAAUCUCAAGCCUCAUCCCCCAGGAAAGUCUUUGCAACCCGAAAGAACAUCCAAAUGGAUCCCCCAGCUGGAUCCUUACAACACAUUUCAGGCCUGGCAGCUCGCCACCAAGGGCAAAGUCGCUGUCGGUCCCAUCUCGACUAAAGACAUGAGCCAGGAGGCCAGCACAGACAAUGAGGAUUGCAGCUCUGACAAGGAGCAGACGAACACCACCUGGCCCGACGCUCAAGUAGACAAAACUGUCAAGGAUGUUCCUAGCAGAGAGCUCCGGUCCCAGCAUCAGGUGCAGGCGGUGGAUCGCCGGGAGCCGCGACUGCUGCAGCGGCAGUCCUUGAUGCAAAAAAGCAAAGACACGGAGAGGCCCACCACGUGCGAGGAAUGUCGGCGGACCUUCAAGACCUACCACCAGCUGGUGCUGCACUCGAGAGUGCACAAGAGGGAUGCAGGGGGGGACAGCCCCACCUCAUCCACUGAAGGGACGCUGUCCAGGGCUGGCUCAGCGGACCACGGGGAUGAUGGCGCAGAGGACGGCGCUGAGGACGCAGCCAUGGCGGAACACUUUGCUGCAGGAGAGGACGGCUUCUACAGAGCCAAAGUACGAUCAAAGCACUGCAGCUACUGCGGCAAGUCCUUCCGAUCCAGCUAUUACCUCACAGUGCACCUGAGGACUCACACAGGUGAGAAACCCUACAAGUGCGUCUACUGCGACUACGCCGCCGCCCAGAGGACGUCCCUGAAAUACCACCUGGAGCGCCGGCACAAGGACAAACCAUGCGUGGAGAUCCCCAGCAAACCUGUGCCCUCCCCAAGCGACGGGAAACUCGCAAACGAGGCCGCCAAGAGACCCCAACCGUGGCUUUCCGAGGACGGAGCGCCGAGGGAAAGCUGCGAGAGCGAGCGGGACAAAGCGGACCCUGAGAAAGUGAUGGCUGAAAAUGCGCCCGUCACGUUCCCCGUGGCUGCGCAUCUGAAGGUGGAAAAGGAGGAAGACGAGGACUGCGACGUGCCGUUAAACCUGUCCUUAAAAGUCUCUCUCUCAGUCCCUCCCAGGAAUGCGUUAAUUCCGUCUGCGUGUUCCUUCUGCACGUAUAAAACCAUCUACCCGGAGGUUCUGAUUAUGCACAAGCGGCUGACCCACAAGGAGAAGUCGGACGUUUGCAGAAAGAAUCUUUACAGCAAGCAGAGACGCCUCACGGGAUGCCCACCCGCCCUUCAAGGUCAAGACGUCCCCCCGCUAGCCACCCUUGACAGGCGCCACCCUCGCCGAACCAAGUCCCCGCCCCCUCAAACUGCAAGACCCAAAGAACCCACACCCAAGCAGACCCACGACGGACGUCUUUGCGAUGUUCCCCGGAGUCGCGUUCCAGAGCCGACCCGCUUCAACAACCCGUCCAGUGGCGGCAAGUACCAGACGGAGCAACCACCCAUCUUGGCCAGGGUGGCGGCCGCCGAGAGGAGUUUCCCCGGGCGAAGCGGCGGCGCCGCGUGGCAGUCGGACGCCGCUCGCCUCUUCCUGUCUGACCCGUUCGGGAGCCUCACGCAGAUUAGCGAGCCGUCCGGCAAGCGGCUAAAGCUUACCCUGCCUGCUGGGGACGCCAGGCCCGGCUUCCGGGGAACGCCCCCGGGCGAGGGAGUCAUCAGGCCACCUCAAGGGAGGGCUCCAAUCAAGAGUCCGUCCAUCACCACCAUCGAAGGCGGUUUGGGCACCGACUGGGACAUGAUGAACCUCCUGCGCUCUUGCGCGCCCAACAACCUGGCGUCUCUCUAUCACGCCGUCCCGGGGAAUCCCAGCCAUGGGAGGCUGGCUAACACGAGAGCAGGCGGCAGGAGCGUCCUCUUCCAACACUUGACCCAACCUCGACCCAACCCGCAGAGGAGGGAGGCCCCGGACCCCGCCUCCAAGCAACAACACGCCACCUCUGACAGCGCCACCUAAAAAGGGACUCUUUUUGUUUUUUCUCAUCAUCAUCUCAAACUGUGAAGUUGUGUUUCGAACGCUGCUAUCUUAUAUUUGGAGCGUUUUUCUGCCCACGGCACAUCGCAUUGCUGACUUUUCAGUGAAUUUUGCUCAUCUUUCAAGGUGACUUGUUCAGGACGUGAUUGUACACUGUGAAGAAAACGUCUCAGGCUGUUUCCAAGAUGUUGUGCCACCUUUUGAAGAGUUUGGAUUAAGUUAUUGUUUUUUUUUUGUUUUUUUUUAGUGUUUUCAUUCUUUCACUUAUGUAAAAUGGAAAAUAUGGUUUGAGAUUUGUAUAUGACACAUUUCAAUAAA